AGAUGGCAGACAUAACAAUUUUCCGGUCAUGGCUACUUUCAUUUGGCAUGUUAAGUACUGUCCUGGCUUUGAAAAUGCCAUAUGAGUUCAUUACAGAUCACACAAAUAAUUAUGUUCUACCUAAACUUCCAUACGGUUACAAAGAUUUGGAACCGUUCAUCGACGAAGCGACAUUGCGCGUACAUCAUUUAGGUCACCAUGCUGCAUACACCAAAAAAAUGAACGCUGCCCUUGAGGAGUGGGCCGCGGACGGUGAGGUCAAAGAAUCUGCAUCUUUUGCGAAGAAACCAAUUUUGGACAUUCUGAUUGGUCUAGAAGAUGUACCAGAAAAAUAUCAAACUAAAAUACGAAACAACGGUGGCGGAUAUGUGAACCAUAACUUGUACUGGUCUGUGAUGUCACCAAAUCCAAAUUCAGAUGACAGAGAGCCAAUCAACCAACUGGGCGAUGACAUCAUCAAAGCGUUUGGAAAUUUUUCCACCUUCAAAGAAGAGUUUACUAAGGAAGCCCUUUCUCUCUUUGGAUCAGGUUAUGUCUGGCUGAGUAGAGAUCCUAAUAACAAUGGAAAACUUACCAUAUCAAAAACUGCUAACCAGGACUCGCCUCUUACAGAUGGACUUAUGCCAAUUCUUGUCAUUGAUGUUUGGGAGCAUGCUUAUUAUAUCAAACACCAGAAUCUCCGACCGAAGCAUGUUUCGGACUGGUGGAAUCUUGUUGAUUGGUCAGCAGUAGAAGAUAUUGACCAUUGGUGGUUGGGUCCAAACUACAACUUCCACGAUGAAUUUUGAUAUAUUGCCUUGCCAGAUGAUUUAUCCAUACCUACAGUGCAAUAAGCCAAAGGAGGCCAUCUUUUUUACAUCCAACUUAAGAGCAUGGGCUUAUAACAGCACACAAUAUUGAAACAGUAUUUAUUGGUAAUGUUACAUACUGUGCAGAAAAAAAUAGGUCAUCCUUUCCUUGAUUUUUCAAAAAAAAAAGAAAGAAGUAUUCAAAAUAUGGAUGGCAAUUUUUGUUGGAAGUGUUGAAAUGUGAUGAUGUAGAAAUGGAGAAAGUGCUGAAAACAAGUCCUGUUGUUGAGAUUUCUAUUACCUCAUUGUUAAUUUUCCCAGACCUUUUUGACCUAGAUGCAAUUUUUAUUUCUUUCUUACCGUAAAUCACUCUGCAGCUUACUCAGGAUAUUUCUGGUAUAUAGGAGAAUAUUGGGGUUUUUUUGCUUACAAUGUAAAGGCAGAGUUCUGAUAUCUGUGCUCCAUCAUUUACAUGUUAAACAAGAGACAUGUACUUUCAAGUAACUUCGGAGGAUGUUACAAGUUUUGGCACUGGCUGUCAUUAAUUUUCUGAGAGGAAUACAGUACAAUCAUUAAUUGUUUUGUAGGAUUUGUUCCUGCGUCAGUAUAAACAGAUUUAUUGAGCUAUGUUUCACCAGGAAAUCCAAUUUCCACACUAUAAUAUGUUUAGGUCACCAGGCCCGAAGGGCCAAGAUGAUAUAUUGCUAUCGUGCAUUGUAUGUCAACUUGCAUCAUCUGUAACUUUUCCUUUAAAACACUACUCCUACUUAACAUAUGGGUACAUUUAAACCCACACACAUUAUUUGGGGUAGGGAAUCAUUUUUUGAAUCUGGAAAGUUUAUUCAACCUGAAGGGACUUAAUCCUUCUUAAUAACUGGGUGGAUGUCAACUAAAUUUGGGAUGAAUCUUUUUUUUAAUGUAGAAAGCUGAUUUAACCCUAGGAACCUGUGGGCAGAGACCCAAAAGGGAGAGUUAGUCAAUAUUUUGCCUCAAAUUGCUACUUUUCCUUAAUGCUUGAAAGGAUUUCAUUCAAAUUCUGUCGGAAACAUCAUUAUAGAGGUGGGUAACUAAUUCUUAAAUUCAAAAAGUUGAUUUUGGGCCCCAAACAGAGAAUAUUUUGCUUUAGAACACUACUCCUUCUUAAUUCUUGGGUAGAUUUCAAUUAAAUUCUGGUCUGAAACAUUAUUAAAGAGUUGAAUUGACAUUAAAUAUGCAUGAAGUGUUUCUGAGGUUGUCUGACCAAAUCUUGUUUUUUUUGUUUGGUCCAAAAACCCAACAUAACUCAUCUUGAACAAAAAGUCUUAACUAAAUUUCCCCAGUUUCAUUUGCACCAUUGAGAGAAAUGUUUGAAGUAUAAUUUGUUAAGGAAAAGAAACAUAUAUGUUAUUUUUUAUCCUGCUCAAAACUUGGACAUGGUAGACACAGUAGCCAUUUUGUAACCGAUACAACAACUGUUUAUCAUAAACAAAAUCUACCAUUUAUGAGUUUCUUAUCCUUUCUAGGAAUGUUCAUAAUUUGAAUUCAUCAGAUUUAUUGGGCCACCAUUAGUAAUUUUUGUGGUGUGUCCGUCCAUUGUCAAAUGACACUAAGAGCUAUGGCCCUCAUCCUAUUGUUUUGUUUUGUUUUUAACAACGAAAAAUAAACUGAUUUUACAGAAUA
Molecule: messenger RNA, 2447 nt
Organism: Ylistrum balloti
Lineage: Eukaryota; Metazoa; Mollusca; Bivalvia; Pectinida; Pectinidae
Product: superoxide dismutase [Mn]-like
Exons: 4
Coding region: 3-788 (261 amino acids)
Biological process (GO): superoxide metabolic process
Molecular function (GO): superoxide dismutase activity; metal ion binding
Source: RefSeq, a predicted model, not a curated record